CUGUCCUCACCUUUGUCCUUGCGCAGCCGGUGGUUGAUAUCCGCUGUAUCCAUCCCCGAGAGGGACCUGGUACCUCUACCCAGGUUUCUAUCGCUCUGUCUCCUGCGCUGUGCCCUUCUGUAGUCACAGGAGCUGUAGAGAGGACCCCAGGACAUCUGAAAGCCAGGAAAUGCCUCCUCUACACAUGUGAGAUGUUUCAGGACCCUGUGGCCUGUGAGGAUGUUGCUGUGAACUUCACCCAGGAGGAGUGGGCUUUGCUGGAUAUUUCGCAGAGGAAACUCUACAGGGAAGUGAUGCUGGAAACUUUCAGGAACCUGACCUCUAUAGGGAAAAAGUGGAAAGACCAGAACAUUGAAUAUGAGUACCAAAACCCCAGGAGAAACUUCAGGAGUCUCAUAGAAGGGAAUGUCAAUGAAAUUAAAGAAGACAGUCAUUGUGGAGAAACUUUUACCCAGGUUCCAGAUGACAGGCUGAACUUCCAGGAGAAGAAAGCUUCUCCUGAAGCAAAAUCAUGUGAUAACUUUGUAUGUGGAGAAGUUGGCAUAGGUAACUCAUCUUUUAAUAUGAACAUCAGAGGUGACAUUGGGCACAAGGCAUACGAGUAUCAGGACUAUGCACCAAAGCCAUAUAAGUGUCAACAACCUAAGAAAGCCUUCAGAUAUCACCCCUCCUUUAGAACACAAGAAAGGAAUCACACCGGAGAGAAACCCUAUGCUUGUAAAGAAUGUGGAAAAACCUUUAUUUCCCAUUCAGGCAUUCGAAGACGCAUGGUAAUGCACAGUGGGGAUGGACCUUAUAAAUGUAAGUUUUGUGGGAAAGCUGUCCAUUGUCUCAGAUUAUAUCUUAUCCAUGAAAGAACUCACACUGGAGAGAAACCGUAUGAAUGUAAACAAUGUGUUAAAUCCUUUAGUUAUUCUGCUACCCAUCGAAUACAUGAAAGAACUCACACUGGAGAAAAGCCUUAUGAAUGUCAGCAAUGUGGGAAAGCAUUCCAUAGUUCCAGUUCUUUUCAAGCACAUAAAAGAACCCACACUGGGGGAAAGCCAUAUGAAUGUAAACAAUGUGGCAAAUCCUUCAGUUGGUGUCAUUCCUUUCAAAUACAUGAAAGAACUCACACUGGGGAGAAGCCCUGUGAAUGUAGCAAAUGUAAUAAAGCAUUCCGUAGUUACAGAUCCUAUCUUAGACAUAAAAGGAGUCACACGGGAGAGAAGCCUUAUCAAUGUAAGGAAUGUAGAAAAGCAUUCACGUAUCCCAGUUCCCUUCGUAGACAUGAAAGGACCCACUCUGCGAAAAAACCUUAUGAAUGUAAGCAGUGUGGGAAAGCAUUAUCUUAUAAGUUUUCAAACACACCUAAGAAUGCGCUCUGGAGAAAGACCUUAUAAAUGUUAGAUAUGUGGGAAAGGCCUUUAUUCUGCCAAGUCAUUUCGAAGACAUGAAAAAACUCACACUGGAGAGAAACCCUAUAAAUGCAUGCCAUGUGGUAAAGCCUUCAAUCUUUCCAGUUCCUUUCAGUAUCAUGAAAGGACUCACACUGGAGAGAAACCCUAUGAGUGUAAGCAAUGUGGGAAAGCCUUCAGAUGUGCCCCACACCUUCGAAGGCAUGGUAGGACUCACUGGAGAGAAACCCUAUGAGUGUAAGGAAUGUGGGAAAGCCUUCAGAUCUGCCUCACACCUUCAAAUUCAUGAAAGGACACAAACACACAUAAGAAUACACUCUGGAGAAAGACCUUAUAAAUGUAAGACAUGUGGGAAAGGCUUUUAUUCUCCCACGUCAUUUCAAAGACAUGAAAAAACUCACACUGCAGAGAAACCCUAUGAAUGCAAGCAAUGUGGUAAAGCCUUCAGUAGUUCCAGUUCCUUUUGGUACCAUGAAAGGACUCACACUGGAGAGAAACCCUAUGAGUGUAAGCAAUGUGGGAAAGCCUUCAGAUCUGCCUCAAUCCUUCAAAUGCAUGCUGGGACUCACCCUGAAGAGAAGCCCUACGAGUGUAAGCAAUGUGGGAAAGCCUUCAGAUCUGCCCCACACCUUCGAAUCCAUGGUAGAACUCACACUGGAGAGAAACCCUAUGAGUGUAAGGAAUGUGGGAAAGCCUUCAGAUCUGCCAAGAACCUUCGAAUUCAUGAAAGGACACAAACACACGUAAGAAUGCACUCUGUAGAAAGACCUUAUAAAUGUAAGAUAUGUGGGAAAGGCUUUUAUUCUGCCAAGUCAUUUCAAAUACCUGAAAAAUCUUACACUGGAGAGAAACCCUAUGAGUGUAAGCAAUGUGGGAAAGCCUUUAUUUCUUUCACUUCUUUUCGAUAACAUGAAAGGACUCACACUGGAGAGAAACCCUAUGAGUGUAAGCAAUGUGGAAAAACCUUCAGAUCUACCUCACACCUUCGAAAACAUGGUAGGACUCACACUGGAUAGAAACCAAAGCAGGUGAAUCACCUGAGGUCAGGAGUUCAAGACUGGCCUGAUCAAUAUGAUGAAACCCCUGUCUCUACUAAAACUACAAAAAUUGGCCAGGCGUGGUGGCCUGCUUCUGUAAUCCUAGCUAGUUGGGAGGCUGGCACAGGAGAAUCGCUUGAAUCUGGGGGGCAGAGGUUGCAGUGAGCCAAGAUUGUGCCAUUGCACUCUAGCCUGGGCAACAGGAGCAAAACUCCGUCUCAAAAAAAAAAAAAAAAAAGACUUGGCCUUGUGGUGAGGGGAUGUCAGCUCUAGACUCCUGGAGCUGUUUUUGCCUUAUUCUCUAAAGACUAAAAUAUUUCAUAAAAUGUAUGGGUGCUGUUUACCAGAAAGUACGUUGGGUAAAACAUAGAAAUUCAUUUAUACCUUAGAAAGCUAUUUUUUUCAGGUUGGUUUAGUGAGUCACAGGAAGCUAAUAAAUUACAAUAAUAAUGUAAA
This is a messenger RNA of Homo sapiens (human), 2890 nucleotides long. RefSeq names its product zinc finger protein 763 (gene ZNF763). Lineage: Eukaryota; Metazoa; Chordata; Mammalia; Primates; Hominidae. Gene Ontology annotation, molecular function: sequence-specific double-stranded DNA binding. Bases 192 to 1382 code for a protein of 396 amino acids. Gene Ontology annotation, biological process: regulation of DNA-templated transcription. Gene Ontology annotation, cellular component: nucleus. The record is from RefSeq and is marked validated. The transcript is spliced from 4 exons.